Messenger RNA from Rhizophagus irregularis DAOM 181602=DAOM 197198, 502 nucleotides. Lineage: Eukaryota; Fungi; Glomeromycota; Glomeromycetes; Glomerales; Glomeraceae. The record is from RefSeq and is a predicted model, not a curated record.
UUAGGGAAAUCUUUUAAUUAUAUUUCAACAAGAUUUUCUCCAAAAUUUGAUCGAGUAUCUUCAAAAAUAUCAACAAUUGAGUCGUUAAAAUCUUAUUUGAAACAUCUUGAAAUGCCGGAUUUAACUCAAAAAGAAAAGAUCGAAAUUGAAAUUCCAUAUUUAUUAACUAAAGAAGAAAAGAUUGAAAUUGAUGAAUUGCCAGAUUUUAUUCGAGAGAAUAAAGAUGAUUUGGAAAUUAUUGAAUAUGAUAAUAUCAUUAAUUUGUAUGAUAUGCUUCAAUAUGAACAACAAAAGCAAAUUGACAUCAUUUUUGAUGAAGGUUACAAAGUUAUAAUGGUUGGAAGAAAUGAUUUAAAAGAUUUAAAUGAUGAUAAUACUGAAAAUUAUAAAUAUAUAAGUAUUAAUUUAUCAUUAAAGGAUCAAGAUUAUGAAGUUUUUGGUUCAAUAGUAUCAGAUGAUAUAUUAGAAAAAUCAGGAGAAUUUUCUGUAAAAUUUAAAUUUU